CAAUAUUCAGAGAGUGUCCUCUAGAGAUUUUGCUUCAGCUGACAGAUCACAUUUCUUAAAACAUGAGUCAGUCUCCAUCCUACCAGAGAGACGGUGCCUCUGCAUCUCCUGAGAGUCCUAAAGAAGGUGACUUCUCCCCUCGACAGCUUUGUGACAACCUGAAGAGCCUGGAGGAGCACGAGACAUGUGACGACCAGAAAGAUCCCAUUGUUAACAUCAUAACCGACAACCGCUCCAGCUCUCCUUUGAAUGUUCAAAUCUGCGCUCCGCUAGCGGCAAAUGACCUUGGAAAGCUAUGUGCUGGCACGCUUCCACAAGAACAACCGAUUGAGAAAAGCCAUUCGAGAGAACCUGGAUGCUCUAGCGAAUCGCCUCUAAAAGAGAAACCUCCGGUCUCACCAGAGUUCAUGGAGGUAGUCGCGCUGGAUGGAAGAUUCAUUACUUUGGUGGGCACUCAUGCCCAGACAGAUUGGAGGUGGGUGGAGCAGAGCCUCUCUCUCAGCUGUCAAGUUCAAAAGGAAAUUGAAGUUCCCCAGUUGUUGCAGGCAGAGGUGGAAAGCACGGACACUGUCGCUGAUUCUUCAGAGAUUUCACAGACCAGAGGAAAACAAGCCGUCAGAGCUGCCGUCCAUCCUCCGUCGGCCAUCCAGCUUCCGUCUACGGAAGAACAAGAGCCUGAUGUACAUUGUGUGGGUCCGCCUCGUCUCCUAGCAUACAAGCCAGAGCAAAAACAAAGUUCUCAUGUUGAAAAGGUUCCAGAGGUGGAAUAUAAACAGGAUGUGCUUCUUGCUCAGUGCGAGUUUUGCCAGCAGCUCUUCAUAUACAACGAACUGUUGGAAAAUGAAGCAGGCUUUGAGGGGCUCUUUUGUUGCGAGAAAGCUAAACAAUUGCGAGAUCUUUUAAUGGGAGUGAGAGAAAAAUUGUCACGGAAGAUGUCAUAUAAGAAGAGUGAUGUGAACCUGCAUGCCCCCAUCAUGAGUGAGGAGGAGAGGGGAGCUAUUAACGAUCAGGCAAAGGAGAGGAUGAGACUUUUGCAACUCCGGAGAAGAACUAAAAGACACUUGAAUAUAGACUUAAGCCAUAUUAUGAUCAAGAAUAGAAUCUCCUACAGGCUGUCAAAAGACGUUCCCUACAACUAUGAUGAGCCGCCUUUCCCUCAGAUGGAUAUCAAAAGUACUACGAACUUGUUUACACUGCAAGACGAAACAGAUGGCGAGCCAAAGAUCAAGGAAGUUAUUAUGAAGUUCUACAAAGAUGGGCAAUGUUUUCUCACCUUAUGCCCAGAUGGAACAGGUAAUGUUUUUUAUCCUUCUGGGAAAACAGCCAUUACAAUAUCCUCUGAAGGAGCUGCUGACUUCACUUACAUAAUCCUGGAGGACAAGGACGUAGAGCCCAGCAUCAAAGGCAUAUUCACAAAUAAAGGCCACGCCACAUGCUAUCAUCCCAAUGGAACGAUGCGGUUGAAUCUGACCCCUGUUGGAGGUCUCUGCUUCAGCGAGACAGGAGCUUUGAGGAGGCGCUGGAAUUGGUGGUAUUGUGACCCGCAUGUACAUAACCUUCCCUUCAAGCCUCUGACCUUUGCCCUGGGACCGCACAUCGGUGUGCGCAUACACACACAAGAACGCAUGUACAUCAGCUUUGCACAUCAGCAAAACAGCGUGCGCUUCAAUGUGGGGUCAAAGCUUAAGUUCAUUUAUCCAGAGAGAUAUGUCAAGCCGGGGAAAGGCGUUCUGGAGAGAGAUAUCCAAGAGAAGAGCUCAGAGAUUUACUCUCUGCUUGGCCAGAUGCAGACCUGCAUGUCCCACCCCGCUGCAAGCCCGAGCAACAUUAAGCCACAUUACCGUUUCAUUGCCCAGAGGGAGCGGCUUAACAGACAAAUGGAAAAGGAGAAGUCACCCGAAAAGAUAAAGGCCCAUGUAAAUUAAGAGAGAAAUACAGAAUUGGCAAAAGCUGAUAUCAUUUAUGGCUGUGUUACAGUUUACAGCCUUAUAUUAUUUAAGACCUCUUGAGUAUCUGCUGGUGCUCAUAGUCGUUCACGGUUGCAUUCAGACCGUAAAGCUUGAGUUUUAUAGAGAUAGAUUUAUGGAAGAUUGGGUCAAUUGGUUUGGAGAAAAUAAAAACUCAGGGAAGAA
Messenger RNA from Sebastes umbrosus (honeycomb rockfish), 2132 nucleotides. RefSeq names its product glutamate-rich protein 6-like. The record is from RefSeq and is a predicted model, not a curated record. Bases 63 to 1925 code for a protein of 620 amino acids. Lineage: Eukaryota; Metazoa; Chordata; Actinopteri; Perciformes; Sebastidae. The transcript has 14 exons.